This is a messenger RNA of Phanerochaete carnosa HHB-10118-sp, 2321 nucleotides long. RefSeq lists its product as uncharacterized. The transcript has 3 exons. The record is from RefSeq and is a predicted model, not a curated record. NCBI's taxonomy places the organism in Eukaryota, Fungi, Basidiomycota, Agaricomycetes, Polyporales, Phanerochaetaceae. Gene Ontology annotation, biological process: protein phosphorylation. Gene Ontology annotation, molecular function: protein kinase activity; ATP binding. Bases 169 to 1998 code for a protein of 609 amino acids.
CAUUUUGCCCCUCGGGGGCUGGCCCAUCACUAUGUUCUUUGGCCUCUGACAACGUACGGCGGUGCCAGACCUAUAUAUCGAGUCUAAUCCAGCCUCCCGUUUCCUUCCCCAUUCAAUAACCCCACUCAUUGUCGCGCCACUCCCAAGGUUGCGCCACAAUCCCCGGUCAUGUCCAAGCAAACUCGAGCCCCGUUUCCUAACCCAUCGGGGCAACUAGUGGUCCGAGGUCCGACGCCCCACGACGCGUCUAGGUACCUGCAACGCUUCCUGUUGACAUUCAUCCUUCUGCUGCCCGAAGUAGACCCGAUCUUGCAGUCUUUCAUCCGAAACUACCUACAACUCCCGCCCCGUGCAACGGAGUCAGCAUUCGAUCGACAACCAAACGCAGAGGCUGCUGGAUCUGGAUCUCCCAUUGCACAUAGUCCAGCCCCUUCGAGAGUGAUGCUGCCAGCCGAGGCUACAUGUGACGUACUACCCUCGCCCGGAGCUCUCCUGCUGCCCCCUGUACCGUAUCCGCCCACGCCUGACGAAGAGCUCGGCGAGUGGCACUCGCUGAGGAGCACAGAAUCGGGAUCACCCCUGCCGAUACGGAUACCAGACAUCACUAUCGAAGGGCCACCGGAGGAGGAACUCCCACGUUAUCCGACACCGCCCAGCACAAACCCAUCUGGCCACUACUCGUACAGCUCCUCCUCGUCCACAUCAUCCCGACUGCUUUCCCCGUCGUCAGCAGAAACCCUAGGCGUGGGCCUUCCGGAUGUACAGCCACGGAUGCCGCCUGUAGCGGAAGGCCGCUGCGAGGACCGCGAGGACCGCGCCGAUGAGGAUCCGCUCGGCGAUUGGACUGGGCCGCCCAUGCUCACGCAUGCCGACCAGGCGUACGUCGUGCUUGGUAUGCUCGGUGAAGGCGGAUCUGGCAGGGUCAUGUGCGCGCGUGCACGUACAGGGCACACCGUCGCUAUCAAGGUCGUCCACAAGGCGAGGGCGUACCGUGACCCGUUCGGCAGGGAGAAUCUGAAGGAUGAAAAGUUCACCUGGGAGCGGGUCACCCAUGAGCGGCGUCCCUUCUUGGUUAGCCUCCUUCUGUCAUGGGACGACCCUGAGAACGUCUACUUCGUGAUGCCGCUGUACCACCAGAACCUUCUGCAACGCAUCACAAGCCGCGAGGCGAUCUCGCCCGGAGACUUCAAGCUCUACGCUGCCGAGCUCGUCGCGGCGGUCCACAACCUGCACGCCUCGGGUGUCCUGCACCGGGACAUCAAGCCCGAGAACGUGCUGCUCUCGCCUUCGGGCCACGUCGCGCUCGCCGACUUCGGGCUCGCGUACACGAACUGGGACGACACGGCAUGCCCGCUGGACCGACUGCUGCUCGCCGACUGCGUCGGCACGCCCGGCUACUUCGCGCCCGAGGUGCUCCUCGCCGGCGGCGCCCACGGGUACGGCUGGCCGGCGGACGUGUGGGCGCUCGGCGUCGUGCUCCUCGAGCUGCACCUCGGCGCGGCGCACCCGCUGUUCUGGGCGCGCAGCAGCGCGGACGCGCUCCGCCGCAUGCUGACGGAGGACGUCCCGCUCGCGCGUGUCGCGGACGGCGCGCUGCGCGACCUCCUGGGCCACAUGCUCGCGCGCAGCGCGCAGAAGCGUUGGUCACCCGCGGCGCUGAUGCGGCACCCGUACUUUGCCGACAUCGACUGGGACGCGCUCCAGGCGCUCGAGUACAUGCCGGAGUACGUCCCGCCCCGGCCGGCCGUCGACCGCACGCGCCAGAGCCUCCGCUUCGACACGUUCCACCGCGGCGCGGGCGUGCGCGACUCGUGGAGCGUGUGCCUGGACAGCUGCGGCUCGCUGCUGCCGAACCCGCCCGUCCUCCGCCAGCUGAGCGAGGACCGCCACGACGGGCGCGGCGACUUCCGUUUCCAGCGGCCUUAUGGCCUCCUGCCGAGUGUGAGGCACGACGCGCUGGGCUCUGCCCAGAGGCAAGAGCAGGAUAUCCACCAGUGAGAACGUGAAGAGAUAGAGGUUUGGCUCGCAUUUUGUGUGCGGCAGCCCCAAAGAGGUACGGUGUGUCAUCCUGACACCCUGUCCACUUCUUGUCGUGGUUUCUCAUGGUCUCUGGAUUUAUAAGCAUGCUAUAUUGGAUGUAUUGUUUCUAUAAUGUGUACACAGACUUGAAAAGCAUUGACUUCUCUUGCUGGGGGAGCUACAGUACUUUAGCUGAGCAAAUGGCCACUAUUGGCCAGUAGAGCGUGAUAGGCUAUCUUCUCGCUCUUCUACACCCCAUUUUGCAUGACAUGUCAGUUUGUACUGUAUUAGUCGACUGAAAU